AUGGUUUCUGAAAAGAUAUCGUUAAAUGAUAUUAUAGAUGCAAGUAAACGUCUUGGAAAUGAUAUUAUUAAAACUCCAAUUAUUCAAAAUGAUUAUAUUAAUAAAUUGACGGGAAAAAAUUUAUUCUUCAAGUGUGAAAAUUUUCAAGUAACAGGUUCAUUUAAAGCUAGAGGUGCAUUGAAUGCUGUUAGAAAAGCUAUUGAGAAUCAUCCUAUACAAGGAUUUUUAACACAUUCCUCUGGAAAUCAUGGAACAGCUUUAGCAUGGGCUGCCUCAAAAGAAAAUAAACCAUGUAUUGUUGUUAUUCCACAAAAUACUCCACAAUUUAAGAGAAAAAGAAUUGAAAUGUUUGAUGCUAGUUUAGUUUUUGCUGAUAAUACUAUAAAAGGAAGAGAGGAAUGUUGUAAUGAAACUCAAAAAACAACAGGUUAUUUUGUUGUCCAACCAUUUAAUGCAUUUGAAGUUAUGGCUGGACAGGGAACUUUAGCAAUAGAAAUUGAUGAUGAUGUACCAAAUUGUGAGGCUGUCCUUGUAGCUGUUGGUGGUGGAGGUCUCGUUUCUGGUAUCUCUACAUAUUUUAAAGAAAAAGAUAGUGUUACAGCAAAAAAACGUUUAUGGGAGGAUGAUGGUGCAUCAUUAAAUACAAUUGCUGAUGGUAUUAGAGUUAAAGUUGUGGGUGAAAAAUGUUUUGAACAGGUUAUACAGUAUUGUGAAUCAGAUGUCCUGACAGUUAAUGAUGAAGAAAUUAAAAAUGCUAUGAAAAUUAUUUAUGAAGAGUUAAAGAUUGUCAUUGAACCAACUGGUGGAGUAACAUUUGCUGGAUUAUUAAAAUAUAAAGAUACAAUUUUGAAAGAUAUAAAAAAUAUUACAUUAAUAGUUUGUGGUGGUAAUAUAUCAUGUAUUGACAUUUCAAAAUUCUUUUCAUCAUAA
Messenger RNA from Strongyloides ratti, 930 nucleotides. Its product is annotated as Serine racemase. The coding region runs from base 1 to 930 and encodes 309 amino acids. The transcript is spliced from 2 exons. Gene Ontology annotation, biological process: L-serine metabolic process; D-serine biosynthetic process; pyruvate biosynthetic process. The record is from RefSeq and is a predicted model, not a curated record. Gene Ontology annotation, molecular function: magnesium ion binding; threonine racemase activity; L-serine ammonia-lyase activity. Lineage: Eukaryota; Metazoa; Nematoda; Chromadorea; Rhabditida; Strongyloididae.